CCACCGUGUUACGUCUCCCGUUGUAUCGCUCGCUUCGGGAAUCGGGGCGAGAAAAAACAAACAUAGGGAGGAGGAGUACAAUGCCCUCAUCGAACGCCUUGUGCUCGAUCUGGUCACUCUGAGUCUGGAUACAACGGGACCGACAGCAUAUACAAAGCGAUGCGCGCCAGACGGGGCUCGCUGCAUACCCCGACGUCGCCCUCCCUCCCCACCUUUGCCUCCGGCCAUGGAUCCACCAAGCCAUACCUGACGGCCCCGCGCUCGUGGCUGCGCUGGCCCGCCCUGCGCGCCCUUCGCCGCCGACGUUUGUACCACCUCCUCAAGAUCCUCCUCCCCGUCGCGCUCCUCGGGCUCGUGCUCUUCCUCUGGACUUUCGAGCCGCACAUCGAGAUCCAGCUGCACCGACGGCGGUUCAUUGUCUCGCAGAUCCACCAUAUCGAACCGCUCGCGGGAUGUUUUGACCCCGCCCGCGUGAGCGCGCGCUACAACCUCACCCGCCACCUACAUUCACCCAAGAGCGUGGAGCUCCACCCUGGCACGCCCUUACGCACCUCGCAUGACUGCUACGCGUUCGCGGCGAGCGUCCCUACCUCUCUACCGCCGUCAUCCCCUUACCACGAAGGCGCGGACGACGUCGUGUACUACCACACCUACUGGCGGACGGACCUCGCGCCCUUCGCCGCGCGGCAGGAACACUUCCUCCGCUCCUUCCUCGCCACGCAGCGCCCCGCCGCUCGCCUCAUCCUCUGGUCGAACGGCGACCUGGCUCAGGUCUCGCCCCUAAUCCGGUCCUACGUCGCCCAAUUCCCCGAACGCGUCGAAACGCGCGUCGCGAACGCGCGGGAGCUCGCGCGAGAGACCGCGCUGGAAGGAAGUCCGCUGCUCAAGUCGACGGACGCGCGCGCAUGGGUCGACGGCGAUCUUGUCCGGCUGCUCGUCGUCUGGGCGCUCGGCGGCGUCUGGGUCGACAUGGACACGCUCCUCACGCGCGACCUCGGCCCGCUGCUCGAGCACGAGUUCGUCACCCAGUGGGACUGCUACAACAAGCCCUACAGCCCAUUUAAUGGCGCCCUCUUGCAUUUCCACGCGCACUCGCCCUACCUCUGCGAGGCGUUCCACAUCAUGGCGAACUCGCCACCGCCUCGCGCGAGCUCAACCGACUGGGGCUCGCUGCUCUAUCUCAAGCUAUACCGCCGCUUGCUCGCGGCUGCCUCGCCCGCCGCGCCGCCGUUCAAGGUGCUCCCCUGGUGCUUUACCGAAGGCCGCAGCUGCCGGCUGGACAAUCGGCUCCCGGACCCGUUCGCGGGCGACGACCAGGCGUGGCGCUGGUUCGAUCGUCUCUCUUCCCCCUCCUCGUCAUCGAGUAAGUCGUCGAAGUCGAUGAAGGACGAGGCGGAGUUCGGUGUAGGCGGGAGGGGGUGGUGGCCGUUCGGGGAUAAUGGUAAGAUUCUGGAAGGCGGAAGGCUGGACACGGCGCUCGGGAGGGUGUUCGGCGUGCAUCUCCAUAAUCAGUGGGAGAAGGUGUUUCCGAAGGAUGGCUGGGUCGAGCGGCUGCUCUUGAAGCGAUACGAGGAGAAGCUGGGCGUAGGGCGCGAACGGACUUGACGCUUCAAUGGCGCAGGUUUGUGUGUACAUAUGGGCCCAUGUGUGCUGUGCGUGUAUAUACGCCUACGACAAGUCAAUGGAACCGGUGACGACAUGCGC
This is a messenger RNA of Punctularia strigosozonata HHB-11173 SS5, 1704 nucleotides long. RefSeq lists its product as uncharacterized. Lineage: Eukaryota; Fungi; Basidiomycota; Agaricomycetes; Corticiales; Punctulariaceae. Gene Ontology annotation, molecular function: hexosyltransferase activity. The coding region runs from base 160 to 1605 and encodes 481 amino acids. The record is from RefSeq and is a predicted model, not a curated record. Gene Ontology annotation, biological process: glycosphingolipid biosynthetic process. The transcript has 2 exons.